This is a messenger RNA of Echinostoma caproni, 900 nucleotides long. The record is from the annotation of a GenBank genome assembly. Lineage: Eukaryota; Metazoa; Platyhelminthes; Trematoda; Plagiorchiida; Echinostomatidae.
AUGGCAACGCGAACGAGUCCUGCACCAUCAGUUGCUUUCGAUGUAGAGCGCCACUCAAAGACUACAGCGGUAUCCACCGUUUGUCCCGGUGGACGUAUGGAAUGUCCGAAGAAUAGCACUUGUUGUCAAAUGACUGAUGCUCAGUGGGGUUGUUGUCCAUCUUUGAAUGCGGUGUGCUGCUCGGAUGGAACACAUUGCUGUCCCGAGGGUUAUUUGUGCUCCUCUGUGGAUUCAUCUUGCAUUCGUGAGCCCACAAAUGAGCCGGUCAAAGAACCAGUCAACGUUCCGGGCCCACAGGACAAUGUUUGUCCCGAUAAACGGUCCUUCUGCAUUGAUCAUCAAACCUGUUGCCUACUCAUUGAUGGUGACUUUGGGUGCUGUCCUUUGACCAACGGUACGUGUUGCGAGGAUCGAAGACAUUGCUGUCCUGAAGGUACAAUGUGCGCCGAGGAACCUGGUGAAUGUAUUCGCCCGGCCGCUCGAGGUUUGCAUGCCAAUCGUGUUACAGCUCGUCGCAUGCUCCCAGUUCCCGAAUCUGUAUCAUUUUCGUCGAAGUCCAUACCCAAUAUGUUCUUACGCAGUUUCACGCCGGGCCAAGUAAUUCGUACAGGUUGGUGCUCAGAAUGUGGUGAUAACGGAUACUGCUGUCCAGAUGCACACGGUCUCCACAAUCGUAUGUGCUGCGAUAAGGCCGGAAGUAUGUGCUGCCCUGACGGACAGCAUUGUUGUCCACCAGGCACCAAAUGCGCCGGUAACGGACAGUGUGACCAGAUUACUGAGGAUCGUUUCUUGGCACCUUUCUUAGUAGCAUCGAAAAGACUGGGGUCAGGAAAUACACGGUCUCAAUCGAAAAAAUCUGAGAAAAGUCGUCCAGCUCUGUUGGAUCCUCGUCUGUUGUGA